Molecule: messenger RNA, 1026 nt
Organism: Metopolophium dirhodum (rose-grain aphid)
Lineage: Eukaryota; Metazoa; Arthropoda; Insecta; Hemiptera; Aphididae
Product: piggyBac transposable element-derived protein 4-like
Exons: 2
Coding region: 1-1026 (341 amino acids)
Source: RefSeq, a predicted model, not a curated record
AUGAGUGAGUUAAUUAGUUCGUGGUUAAAUGAAGAUAUGGAAUCACUAAAUGAUUCGUGUAGUGAUGAUAGUGAAAAUGAUGAAAAUACAAUAUCUGUAGAACGGCAUAAUGAAGAAAACUACGAGAGCGACGAACCUACCGAAAACACUAGCGAUGAAUCAGAACCUGACGAUGAAGAAUCUUGGUCACUUUUCUUUCCUGACAACGUUAUUCAAGAAAUUGUUACAUGUACUAAUAUCUAUUUGACCAAAAUUAGAAUAAAUUAUGGUAGGGAACGAGAUGUCUUGGAUACGAGUGUAGUAGAAAUACGAGCGUUGUUCGGUCUUUUGUACAUAGCUGGUAUGAUGAAAAGUAAUCAUCUAAAUUUGUCGGAUCUUUGGUCAAAUGAUGGGUUAUCGCCGGAGUAUUUUAGAGCUGUUAUGUCAAAAACGCGUUUUUAUUUAUUAUUACGAGCACUAAGGUUUGGUAAUAUAAAUACUCGCAGUGAAAGAAAAAAAAUUGAUAAAUUAGCACCUAUUCGAACUAUUUUUGAUGAAUUUGUUGAUCGCUGUAAAUUAAAUUAUACUGUCGGGGAAUAUUGUACCAUUGACGAGAUGCUUGAAGGUUUCAGAGGGAAAUGUAAUUUUCGGCAAUAUAUCCCUAAAAAGCCCAACAAGUAUGGUAUAAAAAUAUUUUCACUCGUAGAUGCUCUUUUAUUUUACACAACAAAUAUGGAGGUUUACGUAGGGAAACAACCUAAUGGUCCUUAUAAUCAAGAUAAUAGUGAAUCAAGUAUUGUCAAGAGGAUGAUUUCUCCAAUUUCCAAAACGGGUAGGAACUUGACCAUUGAUAAUUGGUUUACAUCUGUUCCAUUGGCCGUUGACCUGUUACAAAAUCAUAGAAUUACUAUGGUUGGGACAAUUAGAAAAAAUAAAAGAGAAAUACCUCCUCUUUUUUUGGACACAAAGAAACGAGAAGUGAAUAGUAGUAAAUUUGGAUAUAGUAAAGAAUGUUUAUUAGUAUCAUACGUACCAAAAAAAAAAUAA